Messenger RNA from Triticum turgidum subsp. durum (durum wheat), 486 nucleotides. NCBI's taxonomy places the organism in Eukaryota, Viridiplantae, Streptophyta, Magnoliopsida, Poales, Poaceae. The record is from the annotation of a GenBank genome assembly.
AUGUUCAAGGGUGGAUGGCGGAUUUGUCUCACGGAUGCAAGGCUCCUUAGGUCUCUCUCUCCUAUAGAAAGUCUUUUAGAAGACACAUCAAUACAUAUUGAUAUCUGUACUGCAGCUGCUGUUGAUGGUAGCAAUAUCCAAGGAACAACCAGUAACAAACUAGUCCAAGUCCAACCAUAUACAAGCGUCUUAAUGCCCUCGAAGUACAGAGAUGCCUUUAGGGAUGAUCAAGUUGCAGCAGUGGUUAUGCGGUACUGUCCCAAGAUACAGAAGGAGUGGCUGACCAAAUAUACAUGUUUCAUAAAGGUGGUGAUGCACAGGCAGGACAACAGACUCUUGGAGUUGGAGGAUGCUGCAGAAGCUAGUACUAGUGCUUUAAUAUUGCCUAAAUUUAUACGUGAGUUGGUUACACCAUUGCACGUGUAUGAUAACUUGUCCAUCUUUGUAUCCCUGAACCUCCUCAAGGAUCAAGAUGGCUUAGACUAA